Molecule: messenger RNA, 2490 nt
Organism: Plasmodium gonderi
Lineage: Eukaryota; Apicomplexa; Aconoidasida; Haemosporida; Plasmodiidae
Exons: 1
Coding region: 1-2490 (829 amino acids)
Biological process (GO): lipid metabolic process
Source: RefSeq, a predicted model, not a curated record
AUGUCUUCAUAUGCAUUGAGUGGCCUGUCCUUUGGAUUGGGAGAAACUUUAAGUGUGUUAAAUGAUUUAAACACGAUUCCCCUUUCAGAAAAAUUGUUUCACUUUAACUCCAAUGAAAAUAACAACAUCGGUGGUAGCAGCAUCAACAAUAACAGCAGUAACAACAAUAACAGCAGUAACAACAAUAACAGCAGUAACAACAAUAACAGCAAUAACAGCAAUAACAACAAUGACAAGGUCGAGGUUAGAGGGGAAGGUAGCAGCGAGCGAAGCAAUGAAAAGAGUGCUAACGUGAAUAAUGAAAUUAAGAACGGGGCUAACCAAGUAUCUCAGGAAUGCACGACCUAUAAUAUGGAAAAAGAUGUUAAGAAAAAAAGAAAAAAAAAAAAAUUAGAUGCCAUGGAAAAGUUGUUAUAUGAACUAACGAAUGGAAAUUUCAAAGCAGAAAAACAUUAUGUGUAUACACCAGAUGGGUAUAGACUAAAUUUAUAUAGAAUUGUAAGUAACAAUAAAGAUGUAAAAGAUGAUUUUAAUAAGAAAAAAGAAGUAUUUUGUUUAAAUCACGGUCUAUUCGAGUCUUCCAUUAGUUAUAUAUGUAAAGGUUAUGAAUCUUUAGCUUUUCAUAUCUACUCAAAUAAUUAUGAUGUAUGGAUCAUUAAUAAUAGAGGAAAUAAUUUUACAAAAUUUGUUGGAAAAAACCAAGCCUUAAAAAAGUUAAAGGAAAUGUAUAGUCUACAAGAUUUAAAAGAUAUUGGUGUAGAUAUCAAUGAAAAAGAUAUGGAACAGAUUGAUAGCACUGCUGAAGGAACAGAAUCUAGUAUUGAAAAUGAUAAUCAUUGUAAUAACUGCUCUUCUCAUGGUAUCGACGUUGAAGGUAAUAAAUGCAUAAAAGAAAAAAGAAACCAACAAGAUGGGAAAAAAAUGAAGGAAGAUGAUAAAAAAAAAAAGAAAGCAAACUUAAGAAGAGGAGAAAUUACUAGUGGAAAUAUUUGCUGCACUACAGUCACCUCUAUCGAGAUAGAUAAUGAAGAAGGGAAGAAAAAGAAGACAGAAUGUAUAGAUUCCAAUCAAACUUGCUCACGUUACGAAUCAAAUUAUGAUAAAUUAUGCAUAAAAGACACACCUUCUUCAGGAGAAAGUAGAAUUCAAGGGAAUGGAGGCAUGUCAGAACAUAAUUACAAAUCAAUGUCAGAAAAUACUAAUGAAGUGGAUGACAAAAAAGCGUGUACAAGUAGAAGCAGUAAUGAAGGAACCACACAAGGGAACAAUGGUGACAUAAUAAAAAAUUGUGCAUUCAUGGAUUCUUUUAGAAAAACAAAAAACAAAACAGAUGCAGAUGAUAAAGGAUUGGCUGGAUGUGGUACAGUUUUGAGUAUUGAUGGGGAGGAGGUCAGUACACAACCUAGCGAUGAUAAUAACACGGACUUAACAGAAUAUGAUUAUGAUAAGUUAUAUAGUAAUGUAGAGCUUGGUGAUGAAGAAUCCAAUGAAACAAUUAACGAUGAUUCAGAGUGUGAAUCGAACAUGUUUUGUAACUGCCCUUACAUACCAAAUGAGGAAGAAAAUGAUAAUUUAAACGAGGAAACAAUCAAUACAGAACAUGAUAAUGAUGAUGUUGAAGAAUUGGUAAAAAUAAAUAAAGAUAACAAUGACUUUGAUGGAAAUAGUGGCGAUGAUGAUGAUGAUAUAGAGGCACAUGAAGCAGAUGCAGAGAACUGGACAUUCGAAGAUAUGGGAACUAAAGAUAUUCCAACAGUUAUAAAAUAUAUUCGAAAAAAAACAGAAAAAGAAAAAAUUACCUAUAUUGGAUUUUCACAAGGGAGUAUACAAUUUUUAGUAGGUUCGUUCUUAAAUGAAUAUGUAAAUAAGAGUAUUAAAAAAUCGUAUUUAUUAGCCCUACCCAUUAUAUUGAAAAAUAAAUAUGAAUUACUUAAUUCAAUUAAAAUGUUAGUAGCUAUUUCCAGAUGGCAUAAAGGUAUUAUCAGCAGUAAGAUAUUUAUUCAAAAAAUUUUACCACAAAAAGUAUGUUCUACAAUUAUAUCUCACAUAGCUGAUUUAUUUACUCGUAAUUUUUUUAAAUAUUAUACAGAAAAUGUAGACAACAAUUACAAGAAAUUAUACUAUCUUCACACUCCAAGUGGAUUUACAUCGAAAGCCAACAUGAAAAAAUGGUGUUCAUCUUUUCAUGAUGGACCCGUUACAGAUGUUAUGGAGAAGUAUGCCAAUACUGAUAAGGCUUCCUCUUUUCCUAUAACUCUUAUUUUUGGUAUGAAGGAUAGCUUAGUAGAUACACCAAAAUCUAUUGAAUACAUGAAAAAAAAAAUUCCCCAAGAUUAUUUGAAAAUAAUUGUUGAACCAGAAUGGUCACACAUGGAUCCUAUAUUAGGGGACAGCAAGAAUGUUGUUCUCUCCUGCAUUUUGGAUGACAUACCAAAGGAGGAAACUUCUGCCAAUACCAUCCCCUCUGACCACACCGAUGUGGAAAACUGA